Messenger RNA from Trypanosoma cruzi, 354 nucleotides. RefSeq lists its product as uncharacterized. Lineage: Eukaryota; Euglenozoa; Kinetoplastea; Trypanosomatida; Trypanosomatidae. The transcript has a single exon. The record is from RefSeq and is a predicted model, not a curated record. The coding region runs from base 1 to 354 and encodes 117 amino acids.
AUGCAGUAUGUGGUGGAUCGCCUCUAUGAUGCCCGAGACACUCUGCGUGAAUCGUUUCAACCAGGCGACGGAGACGAUGCGGUAGCGCCGUUCAUGGUUCCUGUCGAUGGUUUGCUGGAGCAGGCGGUGUCCUUUCUAGAAGAGAAUUAUCGGGAGAAAGUUGUGGCCGUGCUGAAAUCCUCCGGUGCAGAGAAAGAGGCGUGUCCCAUGCUGGACCUGGAAAAAUGGCUCAAUUCCAUGUACAUACCCGAAACGCGGGCAUCCAAUGUGCCCCCUUUUUCUUUGUCAAAGGAGAGGGGCAUGUGGAGAGGUGUGAAGGUGGAAAGACUCCAAAGUGUACUCCAGUUAUACUGA